AUGGAGGGAGCGCCGUUGUCACUGGCCCACACCCAUGCGCGGAACGCCGUUCUAGAAACUCGAAAGGCCAACCCAGUGGCAGCUAGCGAGGAACACGACCUAGCAGCCGGUGAGUUUGCAACGGCCGCCCAGCAGAGCUCUGACCAAGAGGCCCUACGGACGUUACGCCUACUCGAGACACACCACAAGAAGCUAGCGGAGAUACUCAGAUUCCAGCAUGAACACCCAGCACCCAUCCCCAGUGAAACGUCAUCUGCAAACCUUGCGAUCCAAUCAACGGCAGGCGAUGUCGGAAGCACGAAGAACACAGCAUCGAUUCAAGAUGCUCACCAGCCACCACGAUUGACAGGAAAUACUCGCGUGUCGGGUCGGGACACCACCUCAAUCGCCAGCAACCUGGCUUCCGCGAGAGGAAUUCCAGCUGCCCACCCUCGCCGUGGGUCUCCGGUGUCGCCCACAAUCUCGUCACACCAUGCUGCUGCAAAGAUGACUGAGCAUCCGAAGGCGAAGAGUGGCGAUAGCAGGAUGAGCGAUGCCCAAAAGAGAAAUCGUCAGAGCCGCGUGUCCACCGCCAGACAACCAUGGUCUCCCCCUACGCCUGCUUCCCCCGAAGUCACAAGUCGACAAGUGGCGCCGACUGCAGCGGAGUCCGCAGCAGCCAAAGACAGCGCGGCUUCAGAUGAUGCAUUCAACCGGUUUUAUUCAGCCUUUGGAGGUCUUGUUUCUAAAGUAUCGGGACCUCUCGCGUUCGCGGGAAUCCAAGUAGGAAUGAUCGACCCACGUGAACAGAACCGCAAAUCGUCAGCAGAAGUGAAGGUCGACCGCGACCACGCUACCCUCGAGCGAUCGAUGACCGCAGGGGAGCCGGAUGUGACCAAACUUUUCUCCCGGGCGGCCUUGCGGUCUGUUCAGAACGGCCCGGGGACAGGUCCUGGAAACCCGGCAGAGUCAUUCUAUGUAGUUCCAACCACCGGCGGGACCAUGUCCUAUGCUGGCAUUCUCUCCCGGGCUGAGAAGCAAGCCCGUAGAAACAGUCUUGAGGAAGGUGAUGAGGACUUUGUGGAUGCGAGGGAGACACCCUCUUCGCCUGAAAUGCGCCACAGUGCGAGUGGCUCGCGCAUAUGGGCUGGUCGCCGCGCUCCUUCUGAUAAGCUUACCACAAUCCAGAAUCCAAAAACAUUCGAGGAAAUGCAAAUGGAGAACGAAGCGUUGCGAAGUUUGACGGAUAAUCUCUCGACGCGGCUUCACAUGUGGGAGGUGAAUGCCCAAUCUUCAUCCAUGGCCCUGCAACAGUCGAUUCGAAUGAUGCACCAUCAGAACUCUGGGCCUCCAAUUCCGGAGUACUUACAAGGUGUCUCGACUAAUACGUCUCCGGUGGCUACGAUGACUGCGCCAGUGGUUGAUCAUGAUGCUCGAAUCAAAGAGCUCGAGGAUCAGAUCCGACGAAGUGAGCAGAAACUUGAUAGUGCUUCUCAUGAAAACGAAAAGCUCAAGAACAUUCUCGGGCGUUACCGUGACCGUUGGGAGAAAUUGAAGGAGGGAGCCAAAACUCGACGAGCAGAAGGUCGUGAUAGCCAAAACAAUCAACCUGGGGCCAGUGCACAGCCAGGGACUCCUAGCUCUCCAGUUCCACCAAGCCCUUCUUUGGCCCAACCGGCAUCUUGA
Molecule: messenger RNA, 1665 nt
Organism: Penicillium salamii
Lineage: Eukaryota; Fungi; Ascomycota; Eurotiomycetes; Eurotiales; Aspergillaceae
Source: the annotation of a GenBank genome assembly